CUCACAGACUCGGCCUCCCCUCGACUGCUGGAGCAGACUGAAGGCGUGGAUGCCUCCUGUGUUUACAGGCAAUUCUCUGAUCCUCGCACACUUUGCUACAACAUGUCUGAAGACCAGAUCACCAGCCACAUCCACGGUCAGGGUCAGAGCUGUGAGCGGGGUCGGUGCGAGGCAGGCCGAUAUUUUCUAGGAGCUCCUCCACCAGGCAGGGAGACGUGGUGGGACACCGCCCGCUCCAUCAUACCGCUGAGCAAGAGCUCGCUGGAGAGCUACGAAGACUACGACGGCAGCGUGCCACACAUCACAGCUGUGCACACCCACCACGGCAGGGGCUGGGAUGAGGAUAGCGUGGUCAGCUCACCAGACGGAGGCUCAGCCAGUGACUCAGGGGACCGCUACCGAGCCGACCGCUAUCGCUGCAGUCCACAGGAGCCCAGCAAGAUCGAGACGUUGAUCCGAGCCACGCAGCAGAUGAUCAAGGAAGAAGAAAGUUGCCUGCAGUUACGCAAAGGCCCCGCACCCGAGGCCUCACUGGGGCCAGCAAACGGACUGCCCAAGGGCCCUGGGUCGUGCUUUACGCCCGAGUAUACUCAAGGGCCUCUGCCUUUACAGACCAUGUUGUGUCGAGGUUUAAGUCAGGUGAUCAGCCCCACGCCUAGCCCCGCCCCUCAGUCUAAGCUCAACAGUCCAGGUUCAGAGUGUCUCCAUAAGCCCAAAGACUACCUCCAGACAGAACUGCCCCCCCUUUCUUUGCAGUUACAUCCUUUUGGUCGUGCAGGGGCAUGCUCAGGCUCCCCAACACCAGCUCCGGCCCUCUAUCCCUCCCAUACACACCCGCGGCCCUACCUGGACAAGCAUCCAGCAUAUUCCCUGGCCGGCUACACUCUGGAGCACCUGUAUGACCCAGAGAGCCUCCGGGGCUACUGCACCUCCACCAGCACCGGCUCCACCCCCUACGAUCACUUCCGCAUACCAGCAGAGCAGACCACUGGGCGUAAAGGCACAUCUGUCAUUAUUACUAAUGGAAGCUAACACUUUUCUGACACACAGUCUGUUUAGCUUCUCCACAGGAGAGACUCACCUGCAUCUGUUUUUCACCGUACCAAUGAAUUCCCAGAGAAAGUUCAUUUGGCUGCUUCUAAAAUGUCCGAUUUGAAACAGGAAGCUCUUUGUGCCCGUGGCUCUGCUGGGUCUGUCUGUUUGCUGAAGCUUGGACACUUUUCUCUGGUCCAAUCAGAAUUAGAAAGAACAGAGUUAUGAUUCAAACUGGGAGCAGUUGAUGUGUUUUGUUAGGGUAGUGAGUUUGAUUAAACCCACUCGAGUAUCACACAUAUUUACACACGGCCUUAUAAUCGACUAUGGAUCGAUUUGAUGUCCUUUAAAUGCAGCGCUUCACUCGGUUCACAAACAAACCGAGUGGGCCUGUGAUCUGCGUCUGUUCCCAUUUGAAGGCCUUUAAGUCAAAACUAGAACUCGAUAGAAAACGGAUGGAUUCCCUUUUGGUUUAGCAUCAGAUCCUGUGUCAGUUUCACUCGUCCACAUGGCGAUGUGUUUCUAUCAGAGACAGAACUGAUGUUUUUUUUAUACACACUGUUGGUGAAGACACAUGGCAGGCUUAGGUUGGGUUGGACAUGGAGCAAAGAAAGAAGAAACGAGCUUUAUUGGUCACAAUCACAAAGAGUACAACAUGCAGUGAAACGUCAGAGCUGCAGCCGCGCUGUUCGGCAUGGGGGGCCUAGCCAGGACCCUUACUGGAUACUGGGAGGGAAUCAAACUCGUGACGUCGGCUCCAAAGGUUGUGUGGUCUUACCGCUACACUGUGCAGCUGCCAUGAUGGUUGGUCCUGAAAUGAGAGCGAUCACCUGAAACAAACUAAUAUGCAAAGCCAUUCUCUGUUUUCUCUCCCUUUGUGUUCACGGUCAUGUUGACCUUUGGCGUCUAGUGAGAGCGAUACACACUGAAUACACCUUUGGAGAUAUUUGAUUGGCUGACACAGGAUCAUAUUUGAAUAGCAUCACAGUAAAAUGAGCGAAGGAGGUUUUGUGCUGCGGUUUAGCAAACUCUAAGUUUGGUCUGAGCGCGUGCACAGAACAUAUGAAGUUUCAUUUCCAUGACGUUAAUCAUGAGUGAGUGCAGGGCGAUUGGUGCUCGUGACCAUAUGCAAAACGUUGGUGUGCCCGGUCAGUUAGCUAAAUGGCAUCAUUCAUCAUCCCGGAAGCAACUGUUGUUGCAAUUAUACAUAUUUGCACAACAAGACUGGAGUUUGGUUAUUGCUGAUGAACCUAUAUUUAUACCAGUUUGAUUUUUUUGUUUAGUCACAGCCUGAA
This is a messenger RNA of Pundamilia nyererei, 2327 nucleotides long. RefSeq names its product single-minded homolog 1-A-like. The transcript has 2 exons. The annotation marks the transcript as partial. The record is from RefSeq and is a predicted model, not a curated record. Gene Ontology annotation, molecular function: DNA binding; DNA-binding transcription factor activity. NCBI's taxonomy places the organism in Eukaryota, Metazoa, Chordata, Actinopteri, Cichliformes, Cichlidae. Gene Ontology annotation, biological process: regulation of DNA-templated transcription.